UGAUCUAAAAAACUCAAAAACCAUCUAAUAAUUUCUCCUGAUGGAGUGACCGCCCAUGCGCAUGCUGCCUUUCCCCCCCUUUUCUCUUACACAAAAUCACAAAACCCAUCUUCUAAUUAACAACCAACCCUUUAAGACCUAACCCUAACCCAACUCUCCCAAAAUUUCCCCCAUUUUUUCCCUUCUUUCUUACCCCCAAACAAAAAAUAAAAAUACAACUAAACUUUCCUUCUCUCUUUCCUCCCAAACCCAAUCUUCAACCUCCUCUUCUCUCUCUCUCUCUCUCUCUCUCUCUCUUUCUCCCAAACCCUUACCAACACAAUCCCAUUUUUAGAUUAUUAACUUAAACUCAACAUCAACCUAAAUCUUCCACUCCUUUUUCCCUUGCAUAAUUUACGUGAUUUCACCAAAACAAAAUAUCUUCAAGAUCCAAAUUUUAAUUUACAUGGAUACUACUUUCCAAUAGAAAAGAUGCAUCUUCAUCUUUCUUCUAGCUAGCUAAGCUAGCUUAGGGUUCAAGCUCAAGGGGUUUCGAUUUCGAUAAUUCGAGACGAGAUAUAUAUACAUAUGGAUCAAGUAACAGCUCAUGGAAGGCCUCUACCACCUCCUUUUCAUACUAAUAGUCUUCAUCUAAACCAGCAUCAUCAGUUUCACCACUUCCAACAACAACAACAACAACAACAACAACAACAACAACAACAGCAACUACAGCAACCGCAACAUCUACUCCAACAACAGCAGCAUCAUAGCUCAGAAAAUGAGCAAAGUGGAAGUAGCAGCGACCUUAAAUCAAACCUAAAGAGGGAAAGAGACGACUGUGGAGCAGCUGACAGCAAAAAUGACGGUGGAGAUGGUGAAAGAGAGAUCCAAAGACGGCCUCGAGGAAGACCCGCUGGAUCCAAGAAUAAACCUAAACCACCCAUCAUUAUCACAAGAGAUAGCGCCAACGCUCUUAGAUCUCACGUCAUGGAGGUGGCUAAUGGUUGUGAUAUUAUGGAUAGUAUAACUAACUUUGCUCGCCGUAAGCAAAGAGGGGUUUGUAUCUUGAGUGGAACGGGUACUGUUGCUAAUGUUACUCUUCGUCAACCGGGGGCUCCGGGAGCUGUUGUUACCUUACAUGGGAGGUUUGAAAUUCUUUCUCUUUCUGGCUCUUUUUUACCGCCCCCGGCCCCACCUGCUGCUUCUGGCCUUACUAUUUAUUUAGCAGGAGGUCAAGGGCAGGUGGUAGGGGGCGGGGUUGUGGGGCCUCUUUUAGCAUCUGGCCCAGUAGUUGUUAUGGCCGCGUCCUUUGGGAACGCGGCCUAUGAAAGAUUACCUUUAGAGGAAGAAGAGGGAGGUGGGGCCCAGAUACAACCAGGGAAUAAUGGUGGCGGUGGAUUAGGAUCACCGCCAUCGGGAGGUGGAGUAGGGGGACAAAUGAUGGGUGAUCCGAGUAAUAAUGGAAGCGGAGGUGGAGGUGGAGGAUCCGGAGGCGGAGGAGGAGGAGGGGGAUUACUACAAGGAUUGCCUCCAAACUUGUUGAAUUCUUUGCCACCUGAGGCUUUUUGGGGUACUCCUAAUAAUCGACCUCCUUAUUGAUCAUUAUCAAAUGUUAGUACAUUUUACUCCUUAUUGGAUUAUAAUCAAUGUUUUCGUUUCUUUGGUUUGGACAACUUGGAAACUUUUAUUACUCCAUCAGAAUCUAAGUAGAGAGAAAGUUUAUCCCUCAUUUUCUGCUUUGUUUAAUUUUAUUAUCUUCUUCUUUCCUUUUCUGCUUUGUUAAUUAUGUUUCAACAUUUUUCAUCCUUUCUUUUA
Molecule: messenger RNA, 1794 nt
Organism: Spinacia oleracea (spinach)
Lineage: Eukaryota; Viridiplantae; Streptophyta; Magnoliopsida; Caryophyllales; Amaranthaceae
Product: AT-hook motif nuclear-localized protein 22
Exons: 1
Coding region: 568-1578 (336 amino acids)
Biological process (GO): vegetative to reproductive phase transition of meristem
Cellular component (GO): nucleus
Molecular function (GO): minor groove of adenine-thymine-rich DNA binding; DNA-binding transcription factor activity
Source: RefSeq, a predicted model, not a curated record